UUAUUUAAAAAUUAAAUUUUCAGUGAAAAUUCAACUAAGCACUUUUGAUCAAAAUUGUUAAUAAUUAUAAAUUGUAAUGGCUGAAUGAAAAAUGAAGCAUUCUGUCAAAAUUCAGUGGUUAUGAUUCCUGAAUGCCUUAAUGGGUAUGAAAGAAGGUUUUUUCCAGAUAUUUUUAUCAUCUGCCAUACAUAAUAAAUAAUGAAGUUUUAAAUGGCAGAAGUGACGAUACAAAAAAAAUCCAGUUUUAGAGAAUCGGAAGGAUUACGACACAGUGGAAUUCAAUUUAAAAAGCACAAUGAUGGACUCCAGGAAUUAAUGUAAAAUCUCCAAGGAAAUUUAGCUUCAACUGACUCGCAAAUGAAGACCAUUAGUAACUCUCCACAUCUCGAUGAACCUCUAAAACAAGCCCAAAUGAAUGCUUUGCUCUCAGAAAUUAAAGUUUUAAGUAAAAGUCUCCAAUGAGGUGUUGCAACGAAAACAGAAAGAAUUCAGAUGAAAUGGUGCACUUGUACGAGGAAAACUGUAAGUUGUCAUCAAAAAUAGAAGAUUUGAAUCGAAGUUUAGAUCAAAGACUUAUUCAGAAUUUCAGUCUCAAGGAGGAGAACACGCGAUACAAGUGGGAAAAGAAAAGGCUUCACAGUCUCUUGACAAUGCAGGCAAUUGAAAAAAAGUCUUUGAAUGGAAAUUCACCAUCGAAUAAAAUUGCAAUCGUUGAAAAAAUAACGAAACUGGAAAGAGAAAAUAUAGAAUUAAUGAAAAGGAAUCAGGAAAUUUUGAAACUCUUGCAAGUGGAAAGACAAAACUAUGCCAAGUUUUUGAGAUUUAUUUUUUUAAAGAUACUCGUUUUCAAGCGUUUCACACUUUCACAAAAUCAGAUAGUAAAUAAUGAUUCCAGAAAAUUUAAAAAUAUUAAUACUAAAAGAAACUUACUAAUAGGACAUAAUGACUGUUUUUUUGUUAAUUUGUGCAAUAAUCAAUUAGAGGAAGAUUCUAUUUCUUCUGAAAAUAGAUUGAAUUCUGUCAUUGAUCAUUUUUUGUCCAAUCACGAAAAUAAAUGUUUUCUUUCUACUCGUGACGUGUCUGUCUUGUGUAAAUUAGGGGCUAUAAAUAAUGAAAAUCAAGUAAAAUUCAAGGCAAAUGAUACGGACCCGUUUCAGAAUAAAUUUUACAAUAGGAACAGAAAGGUUAAUCCUCAUCUAAAAGCAGUAAGCUCUGGGGAUUGCAAUCCUUCAUCUAAUUUGCAAAGGGUAAUUCUCUUGAUUCAACUUUACAAGGAGAAGUUCCACAAUGAAUUUGAAGAUAAGAUCAAUUCAAAAGUGAAGACUCAACCAUCAUCAGAAUUUAGGAAAGUUAAUAAGAACCUUAAGACCAGUUUUUGUCCUAUUGAGUCGAAACUAAGAUUGAAUCAGUUUAAUUACCUGAAAAGAAAAAAUCCUGUUAGUUCAUCUAUUUCGCACAUUAUUCGUAUCAGAGGCAAUAAUAAAAUAAUACCUACAAAAAAUGAUAUCUACCAGAAAAAAAGCAUUUCGAAGAUUGAAAAUUCUGUAUUGGGUUUGGAUUCAAAAUUAGAAGUUGUGAUAAAACCUCUCCUGAGUUUAGAGUAUGAGAAAAGUAUGCUUGGAAAAAGAGAAAAUCAGGAAUAUUAUCUUGAAUUAUUUAGUUCAGGAAAGGACAUUUUUUGGAAUAAUGUGGUUUUAAGGAUUCGAUUAAAUGAAAUAUUCUCAAUAAAGUUUCAUGAUUCUUUUAUAAUGAAUAAUUUAGAAAAUAAAUGUAGGAAAUUCGAUAUGGAACCAAAUUUGGUCAGGAUUGAAGUUCAAGAUAGGAAGAAAAAUUAUUUGGAUUCGAGGGAAAACAUUUUAAAAAUCGAGAAUUGUGAUGGGAAAACCAUUUUUGAAGAAGUGGAAUCUUGUGAUCAGGGUGAACUUUUAGACAGUCAUGAAUCUGCUUUGUAUUCUGAAGUUGAAGCAAAAAAUUAUAAAAUUUUAGAAUAUAAUCGUAAAAAUGGAGAACUUAUUUCCAAGAUUGAAAGAGAAAGAAAUGAAAUUGAACAAACUAAAAUGAAAGAAAAAGAUCCCAAUAUUCAGGAAUUUGAUUACAAAAUCAAAGAACUAAAUUCUAGCAUGGAAUCAGAACUUCAAAUUGGCGGACAUACUAAAUUGGAAGAGAAUCUAAAAAUACAAGAAGACAUUAAAACAGUAGAAAAUCUUAAGAUUAAAAGUUUCAUCAUAUCCAAAACCUGUAUGAAUAGAUCUUUGUCUGCAUAUCCAAUGCCAUUUUCACCUUCUGUUCAGAAUCUUGAAAAGCCAAGACUAAUAAGAAACAGAAACUCAGUUCCGAAAAUUGAAAAAGUAACUUUUAAGGUGGAAGAAGCAUAUAUAAAAGUUGUAGAAAAGGAUCUAAAAACUAAAAAAGAAAGAUUCAAGGUUGCAGGAAUAGGUCCUAAAACGGAAGGUCAGAAUACAAAAAUUUCAAAAGAUGUUAUAUCCAAAACCCCUAAAGAAUUUAAUACAAUUUUGGUACGAAAAAGGAUAGGUAGAUCCUUAUCUGCAGAUCGAACUCAAUUUUCGUCAACUUUUCACAGAAUAAAGAAGGCAAGUGAAAAAGAAGAAAAAGUCCUUAAAGUUGUUGAAAUAAAUCCUAAAAGUGUGGAAUACGAAACUGAGAUUGAAAAAGGAAAUUAUACGCUUAAAAAACAAGACAUUAUAAUUGAAAAAUUAAGAAUGAAAGUUGAAGAGCUAAAUUCCAAAAUUAAAGCACAAUAUGCUAAAAUUGAAGAAACAAAUUCUAAACUUCAGGAGAAAGAUUAUAGAAUUGAGAAAUCAGAUUUAAAAAUUCAGAAACAAGUCGUGAGCAUACAUGAACCAGAUAUAAAAAUUCAGGGAGAAGAUGUUAAAAUUCAAGAAACCAAUUGUAAAAUUCACAAACCUGAGAUCCAAUUUCAAGAACCUGAUCUUAAAAUUCAGGUACAAGAUGCGAAAAUUGCAGAAGAAAAUUACAAAGUUCAAGCAGAACAUAUUAAAAUGGAGGAAACAGAUUCUAAAAGUCAGGGACAAGAUAUUCAAAUAAAAAGAUUACAUUCUAAAUUUGAAGAAUCUGAUUCUAACAAUCAAGAAGUUUUUAAAAUACAAGAAAAACAUCGUAUUAUUAUCGAUCCUAAUUUAAACAUUGCAAAACGAAUUCCUGUAAUUGAAAAUCUUGUAUUUAACAUCCCAGAUGAUCCGAUACACAAUAUGAAAUUAAAAAAAGAAAUUGAAGAAAAGUUACAGACAAUCUUAAAACGUAAAAGGAAAAGUAGACUCUCAUCUGCAGAUCAAACUCACUAUUCGCGUUUUCAGGACGUAGAAAAGAUAAAUCUAGAAUAUAAAAAAGACGAUUCUAGAAAUAAAAACAUUCUUUCGAAAAAAUCGGAACAAUAUGUAAAAGUGAUAAAAACAGGGAAAGAAUUUAAACGAGAGUUGGAAGUAUUGUUGAGAGUAAAAAAAGUAUUUGAUAGUAAAGCUUCCUUGAUUAGUUCAAAGGCGUUCAAAGAAGGGGAUUUGAUUCAGAUAAGUGAAAUUAUAAAUAAAAAUAAGAGCCAAAAGAAUCUAGCAACCCAGAAAAAAAUUUCUAAAACAAAAACCAUUCAAUCAUCUCAGAAGGUUAUUAAGAAAAAAAAAUUGAAAUAUUCGAAGCGGACUCAAACCUCAGAAAUAAAAUUAGAAAAGCCAAAAGUCUCUAGAAAGGUUCAAAUAUCAUCGAAGAGCUCAAACAAAAAAGUAUCCAAAUCUCUUCAUAAAAAGACUUUGUCAACAAAUUCUGUUGAUUUUCCUACAAUAGAAUUUAAAACAAGGCCAAAGUCUGCAGGAAAAUCAAAACCAAAAGUCGAAACUAUAGUCAAAGUGAAUAAAACAGAAUCUCAAGAACAAAUAAAAACAAAAAGAAAAAUUAAACAUCGAACUAAAAACAUACCAAAAUUAGUAUUAACAGAAGUUGGGGAGUUAUCUGUAUUAUCAGAAAUUCAAGUUACGAAAUUGUCAAGAAACUUCUUGAAUGAAUCUACUGAAACAAAUCCGCGAGUGGAUUUUUGUGUAUUUAAAGAAAAAUCUGAUAUCAAUGAAGACAUGAAUAAAACGAAGACAAUAAUUUCAAAGAGAGAUUUUCUCUUCGAAGGAGUUAAAGAUUCUUCAAACUCAAUUUCUAUGCAAAGUAUAGGAAAUGACGGGUCCUAUCGACUUUCUUCAAAGAAGUUUCUUUUUCCGUCAAAGACGCCGGAUACUACGUCCUUGUUUUUAACAAAUCCUAUUUCAAGGCUACGUCAGUCAAAUGAAGGAAAAGAGGAAAAUCAGUUGGAAAAUAAAUAUAGAUCUACGAAUAAAAGGAGUUCAAAAGAAUCAGGAAGAACGGCGAACAAAGUCAGCAACUGCAACGGAGGAUCGAAUAUAGAGAGUUCAUGGAAAGGAUAUUCGGAUAAACAAAACCCAAACAAUUCACCCGCAAAUUGUGAAAUAGUAAAUAUGAGUGAUAAGCACAAAAUCUCUUUAAGGAGUGAUGCAAUUGAAGGAAGUGAAUACCCAGUGACGUCACUGACUAGAAAUUACCCAGGCGCCCCCGUGAUUAUGAUUGGCGGUGAUCCGAUGACCAACCAAAUUAUUCAAAAGGAGAAAAACCAACCAGGUCGAACCUGGAGCGAUGAGAUAUCGAAAAUUGAGGCCUGGAAUGUUAGGGUUAGGGAUUAUCUUAAGCAAGUAAGGGUAAAAUUGUUGGAAGAAGAAAAAGCUCUCGAGAAAGAAAGACAAGGACUUCGACAAGGAAACUAUUCGCCUGGGGAUGGAGAAGAGCUAACUUCGCGAAAAACGGUAGAAUCCAGAUAUCCAAAGACACCGAAUAAUCUUGAUAGUGCAAUAAAAAUAGACUUGCAAGGAAUCUCGCGAGAUGUAGAAAGAGUGAAAAACAUUAUAAAUAAUCACAUAGCUGUCCGAUAUCUGAAUCGCCGGGAUUUUCAUCGAGUCAACGAGAAACUGAAAGAUGAAGCAGGAUCGGUAACCAAGUUAUCCUGCCGGUCCUCAGGGAAUGUGACUGCUAUACUGAGUGACAUUGGGGAGUAUUGGAAUACCUUUGAUCUCCAGAUGCAUGUGCCGAAGGCAACAGCUAAGAUCAUUAGGAUGUCUAAAGAAACUAUUCAGUAAAAGCAGAAACUUUGUUGAUAAUGACAAAACAGCUUCCCCAGAUGAAAGUGAAAAAGGCUCAGUCUGACAUUUCAAUUAUUUAUUUUCAAGAACGGUACUCGUAAAUACAGUGCUUUCUUACAAGGAAUAUGGUAUGAGCCGGAAGCCCUUUACCAAUAAUAAAAGUAAAAGAAAUUCCAGAGGGAUGAAGAAAUAACAAGAAGAACAAGAUCCUUGUUUAGCAGAAAAUCUUUAGAAUAGAAAUUCAUAACACUAGAAAUAAAGCACGGAAAAUAAUUUUUAGUAGAAAGAUGAAUCCUUCGAGAAAUAUCGAGGUUUAAUCGAAAAUUGUAUUUAGAUAUUCCAUUUGUAAUUCUAAAAAACUGUUUUUGAAUGGAAUCCAUAUUUCCGUAUAUAGAAAUAUUUAUUUAUAUUGAUUCGAAGGUUUUGAGAUUAUUCUUAGAACAUAUUCUUUCAUAUCAUUUGUUAUUUUGUUCAGAGAGUUUCUUAACCAUCCCAUAGAACUGUGGGAAAAAGUGAUUUAUAAUUUCAGGUAAAUGUAAAAGUUUGAAUCACUGCAUAAAAAAACAGUAAAUUUUCAAAUUUUAAAUGAGGCACUCGAAAUAUUUAAUUCAGUGAAAUACGUAAAAAAAUGUAUAGCUGAACCACCGAUAUUUAUCCUUGAUGUGGCUUCGAAUAUCUUUGAAAUUAAACCAAGGCUACUGGCAAAAUCUUUAAAAUUAA
This is a messenger RNA of Belonocnema kinseyi, 5888 nucleotides long. RefSeq lists its product as uncharacterized. The record is from RefSeq and is a predicted model, not a curated record. NCBI's taxonomy places the organism in Eukaryota, Metazoa, Arthropoda, Insecta, Hymenoptera, Cynipidae. The transcript has 5 exons. The coding region runs from base 459 to 5165 and encodes 1568 amino acids.